AAUGAUAAAAUAUGAAUGUGCGAAUCAUCCGGUGCGCUUCUCUUUAAUUGGCCGCGUGAUACCAGUCGGCGUGUUAUCAGUUUACGAUUAGAUAUCGUCGCGAGCGCACGCUGCAGCGCCAGCGCCGCCGCACGCCGCACGCCGCACGCCGCGCACUCGACCAGCCGCCCCGCGCCGCCGCCGCCGGCCGCAGUCACACCCAGCGACAUGAGGACCAAGGACCGACUUGCAGCACUCAAGAAAGCGAGCGCGGCGCACGGCGUCCAGCCCGAUGGGGACAGCGCGCUGCAGCUCGAGCCUUCCCAGCACCAGCGGGACAUCAACGACAUAUUAGAAGAAGUAGGCCGCGUGCGCGACUGGAUUCGCGAGCUGACCGCCAACACACUGGUGCUGCGACACCUGCACGCGGACCCCACCUUCCACACCAACAAACUUCUUCAGGACCGAUUAGAUUCUGUGAUCACGUCAUCGAACGCGAUCGGGCUGAAGAUAUGCGGCGCGCUGGUGCAGCUGGAGGGGCGCACCCGCGAGCCCAGCACCGCCACCAGCAACCACGUGCGCGCGCGCAUCCUGCGCCUGCAGUACGCGGUCACGCGCCGCCUCUACGCGGACGCGCUCGCCGACCACCAGCGCUUCCUCGAAGUCAUGCACGACCACCAGUUGCAUCUGCUGCAGGAACAGAUCAAACUUACAAACCUCUCGAUAUCGGAUGACGAGUGCCAGGCGCUGCUGGACACGAAGAACCUCUCGCUGUUUGUAGACAACUGUGCGUGGUGUGGUGCAGGUGCGGGCGGACACGCUGGCGGCGCGGCGCGCGCUGCGCGCGGUGGAGGCGCGCCACGAGCAGCUGGCGCGCAUCGAGGGCUCCGUGCGGGACGUGCGCGACCUGUUCCUCAGGCUGUCGCACCUCGUCGCCGACCAGCAAGAGCAGAUCGACAACGUGCAACACUUCGCGCUGCAGGCGACCGACUACGUGGAGAGCGGCGAGCAGAACCUCAUGCAGGGCGUAGUGAAGCUGAAGCAGGCCCGAGAGAAAAAGACGCAACUAAUAAUAUUCUUAGUAGUUGGAUUUUUACUUAUAUUAAUAAUAUUAAUCCUGACGUGAUAAUAAAGUUCCCCCGUGAUCGUUGUCUCUAACCACAUACUUGAACUAUACCGUGGUGUUGUGUGCGAUUUGGUGACACGUCGCGUGCGCCGGUGUCAGCGCGUCUCGGCGGACACACUGCGGCCGGCGCGUGGCCUUCCCGACACUACUUAGUCAAUGGACGUUGAUUUAUUUAUUUAUUAUUAUUGUUACACUACUAGUCAUUUUUUAAAUUUAAUAUCAUUGUGUAAAGUGAAUAAAGAAAAUAAUUAUAAAUUUUGUAACAA
Messenger RNA from Galleria mellonella (greater wax moth), 1371 nucleotides. RefSeq names its product syntaxin-2-like. Gene Ontology annotation, molecular function: SNARE binding; SNAP receptor activity. The coding region runs from base 16 to 1137 and encodes 373 amino acids. Gene Ontology annotation, cellular component: plasma membrane; SNARE complex; endomembrane system. The record is from RefSeq and is a predicted model, not a curated record. The transcript is spliced from 8 exons. Lineage: Eukaryota; Metazoa; Arthropoda; Insecta; Lepidoptera; Pyralidae. Gene Ontology annotation, biological process: vesicle fusion; intracellular protein transport; exocytosis.